GACGUAGCGCGAUGUGCGUCCACCUCCGGAAUACUCUACCGUCGAGUGUGAAAUUUCGAAGUGUUUAGAGGAGCUUGCAGAAUACGUUGAAAGAGAAUUCACUCGCUUGGCGUCGUGUAACUAUGUCGCAGGACGCGGGACAACCCAGCGUCGGCAGCGGUGAAGAGUCGGCCGAGCAGAGGACCGAAACUGCUGCCACCGACGCAACAGGCAAAACCAUGGCAGCGGAGGUGACACUCGCCGACGCCUUGUCCAACGUCGAUGUGUUGGACGAGUUGCCGCUGCCGGAUCAACAGCCCUGCAUCGAAGCCCUGCCUUGCAGCAUAGUCUAUCACGCCAACUUCGACACGAAUUUCGAAGACCGAAAUGCAUUCGUCACGGGAGUCGCCAAGUACAUUGAAGAAGCCACCGUCCAUGCCGAGCUUAAUGAAAUGCUUGAGCAAGGACAAGAGCAUGCGGUCAUGCUUUAUACGUGGAGGUGUUGCUCACGUGCCAUUCCACAGCCUAAGUCAAAUGAGCAACCAAAUAGGGUAGAGAUCUAUGAAAAGACAGUCGAAGUACUCGCACCCGAGGUGAACAAGCUGCUCAACUUCAUGUACUUUCAGAGGAGGGCCAUUGACCGGUUCACAGCUGAGGUUAGGAGGUUGUGCCAUGCCGAAAAACGGAAAGACUUCGUCUCGGAAGCCUACCUCUUAACCCUUGGCAAGUUCAUCAAUAUGUUCGCUGUGCUGGAUGAGCUGAAAAACAUGAAGUCAAGUGUGAAGAAUGACUAUGCAACUUACAGGAGGGCAGCCCAGUUCCUGAAAGUAAUGGCUGACUCUCAAGCGCUUCAGGAGUCGCAGAACCUGUCCAUGUUCCUUGCGACACAGAACAAGAUACGGGAUACGCUCAAGGAGACUCUGGAAAAAAUUGUUGGCUAUGAUGACCUCUUAGCAGACAUUGUCAACAUCUGCGUCCAAAUGUACGAGACCAAAAUGUACAUGCUGCCUGCAGAGAAGCACAUGCUAGUUAAAGUGAUGGGAUUUGGUCUCUUUCUAAUGGACGGAGAGGUGUGCAACAUCAACAAACAAGACCAGAAGAAACGGAUAAACAUCAGCAAGAUUGAUAAGAUAUUCAAGGCUCUGGAGAUGGUGCCACUGUUUGGAGACAUGCAGAUAGCACCAUUCCACUAUAUCAAGUGCAGUCCGCACUAUGAGGCAUCCCGGUGGCCAUUGGCCAGUUCGAGCAGCCCCAGCCCUCAGUCCGACCUGCUGCAGCAUCUGCCAGCCAUACGUGACGACUACGAACGCUACAUCAGCGAACUCGCACGUCACAGCAACGAGGUUACGACAACUGUAAAAGAAACACCACGAACUGAUGCAGAGAACAAGGAGCUCAAUGACCUAGCUCUUAGGGGCCUCCAACUCCUGUCUGACUGGACAACUCAUGUCACGGAGCUCUACUCGUGGAAAUUGAUGCACCCUACUGACCCACAUCAGAACAAGGAAUGUCCGCAGGAGGCUGAGGAGUACGAGCGAGCCACACGCUACAACUAUAACGAAGAAGAAAAGUUUGGCUUGAUCGAAGUGAUAGCCAUGGUAAAAGGACUACAGGUUCUCAUGAGUCGAAUGGAGACAGUCUUCACAGAUGCCGUCCGGCGACAUGUGUAUUACGAACUGCAGGGAUUUGUGCAGCACACUUUGCGAGAACCGCUGCGGAAAGCCGUGAAGAACAAGAGGGACCUCGUCCGCAGCAUCAUCAUGUCUGUUCGAGAGACGUGUGCUGACUGGAAGCGUGGGACGGAACCCAACGAGGACCCAGCUCUCAGGGGGAAGAAAGACCCUGACAAUGGAUUUGACAUUUCUGCACCGCGGAGAAAUGUUGGCCCUUCCAGCACACAGUUGUACAUGGUGCGCACAAUGCUGGAGUCUCUGAUUGCCGACAAGAGUGGUGGCAAGCGGACCCUGCGCAAGGACAUCGACGGCCCCUCCCUCAUGGAGAUCGACAGGUUCCACAAGGGAUCUUUCUACUGGAACUACUUACUCAACUUUAGCCAGACGUUACAAGAGUGUUGUGACCUGUCCCAGUUGUGGUACCGAGAAUUUUACUUGGAAAUGACAAUGGGAAAAAGAAUCCAGUUCCCGAUUGAAAUGUCCCUUCCGUGGAUCCUGACCGAUCACAUCCUGACCACAAAGAACCCUUCCAUGAUGGAGUGUGUGCUGUAUCCUUUGGACUUGUACAACGACAGUGCAUUCUACGCCCUCACUAAGUUCAAGAAACAGUUUCUCUACGAUGAGGUGGAGGCUGAAGUCAACCUGUGCUUUGACCAGUUUGCGUACAAACUAAGCGACCAAAUAUUUGCCUACUACAAGCACCUGGCCGGCAGCAUCCUGCUGGACAAGCGCUUCCGCGUGGAGUGUGCAAGCAACUCAACCAUGUUUGCCUACCCCGUGGCCAACCGGUACGAGACUCUGUUGCGGCAGCGACACGUGCAGCUGCUGGGCCGCUCGGUGGACCUGAACCGCCUUGUUGCCCAGCGGUUGGGUGCUGCACUGCAACGAAGCCUGGAGCUUGCCGUUGCACGCUUCGAGGCGCAGGACAUUACGGGUGUUGUGGAACUUGAAGGCCUGCUGUCAGUAAAUCGUAUGACGCACAAGCUGCUGAGCAAGUUUGUCACCCUGGAUGACUUUGAUGCCAUGCUGAGAGAAGCAAACCACAACGUCCUGGCACCGUAUGGCCGUGUGUGUCUACAUGUCUUUUGGGAGCUCAACUACGACUUCCUGCCAAACUACUGUUACAAUGCUGCUACAAACAGGUUUGUCAAGGUGAAGGACAUCACCCUGACACAACCUGUGACUAGGGAAAAGAUGCCCAGUGCCCAGCCUCACUACAUCUAUGGCACUAAGACGUUGAACUCUGCGUACCAGCAAAUCUACAGCCUGUACAGUGGCUUCGUGGGUGCCCCCCACUUUCGUGCUAUCUGCCGGCUCCUGGGCUACCAGGGCAUUGCCGUCGUCAUGGAGGAACUGCUCAAAAUCGUCAAGAGCCUGAUCCAAGGUACCCUGCUGCAGUACACGAAAACCCUCCUAAAAGUAAUGCCCAAGCACUGUAGGCUCCCACGCUAUGACUAUGGUUCCCCUGGUAUCCUUGGCUACUACCAUGCUCAACUGAACGACAUUGUGCAGUACCCCGAUGUGAAGACUGAAAUGUUCCAAAGCUUUCGGGAGGUUGGCAAUGCCAUACUGUUCUGCCUUCUCAUAGAACAGAGCUUGUCGCAGGAAGAAGUGUGUGACCUCCAGCAUGCCGCACCAUUCCAGAACAUUCUGCCAAGACCUUACUGCAAAGAUGGAGAGAAACCAGAGACCAAGUUAAAGCGUCUUGAAGCCAAGUACGGUCCACUGCAGGUGGUGCAGACUAUCGAGCGCCUUGGAACACCAAAGCAAGCCAGCAUAGCCAAGGAGGGAGACCUCCUAACGAAGGAGCGCCUGUGCUGUGGCCUGUCAGUGUUCGAGGUUAUCCUGACACGCAUCAAGUCGUACCUGGACGACCCCCUGUGGGUGGGGCCGCCCCCGGCCAAUGGGGUGAUGAACGUGGAGGAGUGCACAGAGUUCCACCGCCUGUGGAGCGCCCUGCAGUUUGUCUACUGCAUCCCCGUCGGCGAGAACGAGUUCACCGUCGAGCAACUGUUUGGGGAAGGAUUGCACUGGGCUGGCUGUGCCAUGAUUGUGCUGCUGGGGCAACAGCGUCGCUUUGAGGCCCUCGACUUCUGCUAUCACAUUCUGCGAGUUCAGCGAGUUGAUGGCAAGGACGAGCUGGUCAAGGGCAUUCCUCUGAAGAGGAUGGUGGAUCGCAUCCGACGUUUCCAAGUGCUCAACUCUCAGAUAUUUGCUGUGUUGAACAAAUAUCUGAAGACGAGCGAUGCUGACAGCUUGCCUGUGGAGCAUGUGCGCUGCUAUCCACCACCUAUUCACCAAUCACUCGCAGCCUCGAGACCUCCACCAGGCACCAUUUACAUGCGUGCUGAUGCUGUCCUUAAGUAAUGGCCCUACUUCCACUACCAUCUUCAUCCACGUGAUCGUGCCGGGCUGGAGAGUUGCGGAACCACGAUAAUCACGGGCAUUUGCUUACUGUGAAGUUGCACGCGUGCGGUCUGGGAAGAAGUAUAAUGUCACAUGUUGCAUUCGUGCGACACAUAUGCAUCGGCUGCGGUACUUUAGCGAUUGUCCAAUUUGCCAUUGCAACUCGGUGACUUUCACGAUCAAUCCUGGUACUUUCGCAUUUCGCAUGAAGUUUUAGCGUUCUCAGAAUGUGAGAUGAUUGUGUGUACGCCUGCGUGGACAUUGAAAAAUAACCUGGCCCCAAUGCCUGUGUGUGUACUCUUGGUUGCUCAUGCAAGAUUGAGGAGCCUGUGGCCAAUGUUCAACUAUCAUGCAAACGCAUACUGUUCUCUGAGUAAUUGAUAACCACCAGUUGUGUAAGCCUUUAGUGAGGAGAGGACAACAUUCCAAACAUGAUUCCAUUCUUUCAUGAUGGACAUAUCUGGUGGCAGGAGAAUUUGCACCAACAGCAUAAGCGCUUGCCUGUUACUAGGCUACAUGGUAACAUCAUUGUUUGCGCAAGUGCAGUAGUUUAUAGUAUAAUUGACCUUGUGCAAGAGUAUAGCAUUGCACAGCUAGGUUUAGGAGAGUGUUUAUAUCAAAUGCAGUUACCUGAACAUUGAAUUGAAGCAGCAUUGCGCAUGUCAUGUGGGCAAAGCUUAAUGUGUCAAUUUUUUGCUUCGCUGCAGCAAAGUGUGUUCGACAGAGUUUCACUGAUGAUUUUGGUUGUGAAGUCGGGGGUGGGGGGGGGGGGGGGCUUUCAUGUAAUGUUGCCCUUGUGCCUCAGUGUGUACUUUGUAUACUGCUGUUCGUGUUUCAUUUUAGUGCUGCUGGCAUAAUUGGAGAUAACACUUUUAAAUAAUUCCAGUGCACUUCCCCUUCCCACACAGUUAAAGAAAAAUCUGUUUAAGUAAAUCACAUAGGUUUCAUCAAGGCGUUCUUUUUUUAAGUGCCAUUGAAAACGUAAAACAGCUAAGUCAUGUACAUGUCUUGUGACAAAAUAAUGUAAAAGCAGGGAAUACUGCUUCUUGGAUUGUUCUUUGGUUAUGUGCCAAUGCUAGAUAUUGAGUUGAAAGGGACCCUAAAACGGUUUUGAUGAAUUUUUAUAAAUCAUUUGAGGGUGGUAGUGCACGUCCUUGGAAUCGUUAGCAGAGUUAUUUAAGCACUCCGUGUGUUGUGUGUAACUUAUUAUAAAGUUCUAAACACGCAUAUAGUUACAGAUUACAGUGGCAGCGCCACAUCAUGUCUACAGCAACUCCUGUUUUGGAACUUGUCAAUGCCUUGCAACAUUGCUUGUGUGACUAAUCUGAUUGGCUUCUCAGCGUUUGUACCAGAGGAGAAAACACGAGCAGCUUAAAGUCCCUGAAAAAUAACUAAAGUAGUGCCAUUCGUGUCAGUGUACAGGCACCCCUUCUCCCGUGCGCUUUGUAUAUCGCAGUUGAAGUUAGUUGAGCUGCGAAGCUCGCAGAGCAUGGCUUUUGGCCGGAAAGAGAGGCUUGUGCAGUUCUUCCGCUAGAGCGCCCGGGGUCGCUGCAGUUCUAAGUGACGCAGUUGGAAAACUCCGUGAAAUAAAGGGUAUGAAAAAAAAAAUCUCGCCAUAUCCACGAAGUGAAUGAUUGAGGAGCUGGCUCGGAGAAGAUCGGGAAAACCCGUGAAUCUUCCGUAUAAGUCCUCUACUAUCAUAUGAAGACGUGACACACGUUAUAUAUACAUAUAUACACAAUGUUUUAUUAAUUUACAAUUUUGAUGAACUAUAUACACAAUUUACAACUUAUAUACAUAUUGAGAAGUAUAUAUACAAGAAAUAUCUAAGAGCGUCUGAUUCUCCAUUGUUGACACUUGCAGAUGCAACGCUCCUAAUGUUCUUUCAAUUUGGAAACUGCCCCCGAGGCGGGCACAACAAAGUGGCCCUAAAAGUAGCUGUCUGACGCUCGCCCUUUGAGAAUUAACGGCCGGGCUAGAGGGAAGACACGGCGCACGUAGCGUUUCUCUUCGCGUUCGACGACGCUCUGAAUGGAUGGAUGCAGGUUACAGCACGGGAAUUCGCCCCAGCUUAAGAACCUGGCGAGCCAGCUCCUAAUAGCGAUAAAUACGGCACUGUAAUGUAUACCGAAGGAAGUGGCGCCUUUUCAUGGUGUCCGACAGCAUAAAAUUGUACGGUACGUAAUCUUUUAGUGCGCAAAAGUGCUCGCUCCUGAUGGCAGCGCCACUGCAAACUCGGCGGCGCAAAGAAAUCGCUAGAGUGGCGCACUAGCUUUUUAGAAGGUUGUCCAAGCGCCAUCUUGUUCGUCCUCGUCUGGGUUGUUUACUUGAUCAAUGCACGGUGCGUGGUCGGCCGUGCUUGAGCCGGUUCAUACGGUGGUUCUGGAUGCUUCAGGAUGCCAACCUGCUGUGCCAGUGGCACCAACCACUGGUACAACAGCAGAAAGAAGUGGUUUUCACUACAGCGGGUAAAAUCCGUAGCUUCCCAGAGGACACCAUAGAGGCGUUGCUGCAGCUGCUAGGAGAGGAGGCGAAGGGACACAGUUGGCGCUACUUUAUAUUUUUGAGGGACUUUAGAGCAGCUGGGUUUGUGGUGGCACCUGGUGGCACAGAGAUCAACUAACCAGGCAUGGAGUGUUGUAGCCUUCGUGAUCUGCCCUGCACUGGCAGAUAAUCGCGCCAGGAAAAGCUUAGCCGUGACCCCUGACCACUCAGUGAAGAAGUCGAGAAGAAAAAG
Messenger RNA from Rhipicephalus sanguineus (brown dog tick), 6795 nucleotides. RefSeq names its product cytoplasmic FMR1-interacting protein (gene Sra-1). Gene Ontology annotation, molecular function: small GTPase binding; RNA 7-methylguanosine cap binding. Lineage: Eukaryota; Metazoa; Arthropoda; Arachnida; Ixodida; Ixodidae. Gene Ontology annotation, cellular component: synapse; SCAR complex; neuron projection. The transcript has 26 exons. Gene Ontology annotation, biological process: regulation of actin filament polymerization; cell projection assembly; axon guidance. The coding region runs from base 123 to 4019 and encodes 1298 amino acids. The record is from RefSeq and is a predicted model, not a curated record.